Haliotis rubra (blacklip abalone) is the source of this 534-nucleotide messenger RNA. RefSeq lists its product as uncharacterized. The transcript has a single exon. The record is from RefSeq and is a predicted model, not a curated record. NCBI's taxonomy places the organism in Eukaryota, Metazoa, Mollusca, Gastropoda, Lepetellida, Haliotidae. Bases 1 to 534 code for a protein of 177 amino acids.
AUGAGGGGAGAGAUGAGGACAGAGGUAGGGAUGAAGACAGAUGCAGGGAUAAGGACAGAGGUAGGGAUGAGUACAGAGACGGAGAUGAGUACAGAGGCAGAGAUGAGGACAGACGCAGAGAUGAGUACAGAGGCAGAGAUAAGGACAAAGGCAGAGAUGAGGACAGACGCAGAGAUGAGUACAGAGGCAGAGAUGAGGACAAAGGCAGAGAUGAGGACAGACGCAGAGAUGAGUACAGAGGCAGAGAUGAGGACAAAGGCAGAGUUGAGGGCAGAGAUGAGUACAGAGGCAGAGAUGAGUACAGAGGCAGAGAUGAGGACAGACGCAGAGACGAGGGCAGAGAUGAGGACAGAGACGGAGAUGAGGACAGACGCAGAGAUGAUGAAAGAGGCAGAGAUGAGGACAGAUACAGAGACAGGGAUGGGGACAGUGAAAAAAGGGAGACACAAGCAGGAGGCAGGGAUGUGGACCGUGUCCGCGACAGACAGAGAGAUCGGUACAGGGGAAGAGACACACAGACAUCAACAGAUAUAG